AAUAAUCGGUUCAACAUUUACCUUGUUUAACCUUGGUGUGACUUGUGUCUGACCAGGUUUGACCGCGGCGCGUGUAGGUUAGGAGCGUACCCAUUGGCCGCCGUUGUUUACUGCUUCUGCUGUCUGCUGUUUUGUUUGUGUACAUUCGUCUCUUUCGUCCGCUCUAAAUCAAAUUACUUGCCCUAUUGAAAUGACACAAAACCAAGACAGGCCGAAAGCUGGGAGCCUUUGGUGCGGCUGCACGAAUGAAGAUAAGGAGGAAGAAAACUUGCUGAUCUUGGACUCCCUUGCUUCUAGAGGCGUUCCCCUCAUACCCGUGCAAGUUUCGCACUUCCGCUGUAAAGAUUUACACGGCUGGGCCAUGACUGCCUACGUCAAAAGUGGCUACCCGUGCGCCACCGAUGAGCAGGCAACCCGACCCUAUGUUGCAUGCAAAGAUGAUAACAAGAUCUACCAGUGGGCAUCCUUCAUGACCCCGGUAUCUGCAGAGCUGCAAGGAGUGGGAACGAGAAAGGCAAUACCGUCAAUCAAAAUGCAAGGAUUGCAACUUGUGAACACCCGAGCAGAGAGUGCUGAGCUCGUCGCACAGGGCCACACACUCAAGAAAAUUGGGAGGCACACUUUCUUGCAACUGGGCGAGCCAAGGCACUAUCCAUUUGUAGUGUACUGGACAAAAUGCAGCAAGUGCUUAAGUUCCUCUUUGACUGAAAAGUUUUUCUUAGAUUAA
Molecule: messenger RNA, 727 nt
Organism: Thrips palmi
Lineage: Eukaryota; Metazoa; Arthropoda; Insecta; Thysanoptera; Thripidae
Exons: 4
Coding region: 191-727 (178 amino acids)
Source: RefSeq, a predicted model, not a curated record